Paramecium octaurelia is the source of this 5588-nucleotide messenger RNA. The record is from the annotation of a GenBank genome assembly. Lineage: Eukaryota; Ciliophora; Oligohymenophorea; Peniculida; Parameciidae.
AUGAUUUUUUAUUUAAAGGAAUGCAUUUUAUUUCUACUUCUUAGUUUCCAUGUCCUUGCAAACUGGAGAUUAAUAGAUUAUAGUUUUACGGAUGCUAAUAGUGAUAAUAAUGACUGGAUGAUUUUUAAAUCAUGCACCGUAACUUAUCCUCCUACAUUCAAUAUAGGUAGUUGUAAUUAAAAUCCAUAAAAAUAUGCGUCUUUAAAUGACAAUUCUGAAUCCAUGAUAAAGUCAUUCAACUAUAAGAGUUAUUCAGUUUAAGUAGUUUUUGAUGUCUUUUUUAUUGAAGGAUCAGAUAAAAAUUCUAAAUUAUAGGUGAAAUUAACAACUCCAAGUGGUGAUCAUUAAAUUUAUUAAAGAAGUUAUUCUUCACCUGAUUUACUAUUUAACAGUCAAAAUAUUUGCACUAAUUUAUACUAAUAUUUUGGUCUUCAGACAAUAACAACAAAUACAAUUAAUAAUCUCUAAAUUGAAAACAACUUUAUAAUAAAUGUUUGUUUUAAUUCUGGCUCAACAUAAUCGUACAUAGGAGUUAGAAACAUGUUAAUUUAUGUAAAUCCUUGUUAUCCAACAUGCUUAAGUUGUAAUGGGCCUUUAGAAACAAAUUGUUUAACGUGCUUCGAUGGUUAAGGGUUAUAAGGAGGGAAAUGCUAAUGUAUUCCUGAAUAAUAAUUUGCUGAAACAUUUAUAGGUUGUCGUUAGGAAUGUGAUAGAAAUUAUUCGAUAGCUCGUUAUGAUAAAAUUUGCGUAUCAGACUACAGAAUUAAAUCAUUAUUAACAUUUUUUGAUAAUAAUGUAAUACCAGUAUCAAAUGAUAAUAGAUAUUCCCCUUUCAUUUUUAUAACAGACAUAUUUCAUCCUAAGAACACUGAUUUAAUUUAAAAGGAUUGUUAUGGAAAUGAUUUAAUUGGUGAAUUUUAAUUUAAUGAAGGGGUGCUUUACUCAAUGAAUUUAAGAGAUUCAGUCAGAUUUCUCCGAAUUCGCCUUACUUUUUAGUUGUCGAAUUUACUAGAUUCAAGUAAAAUUGAAAUCUUAAAUGAUAAUUAAAUCUAAUCUCGCAUCAUAAAAACUACAAAUGAUUAUUAAUAUGAAAAUUUGAAUAAAAUAUUUCAAAAAAGUAUUACUUGCAUCUAUAGUACUUUUACUUUGUUAAGAAUAGAGACGAUUUUUUAAGUCUCUAAUUCUCAUCCAAUUAUUAAGAUUUAAGGGUAACUUUAACAUGCAAGUGAAAUUUGGGGAUUUAAAAAUGUCACAAUUGACACAGGACUUUGUUAAUAGAAUUGUAAGAUUUGUUAAGACUAGUCUAAAUGUGCAUAAUGUGAAACAAACUAUAAAUUAUAUAGAAAUUAAUGUGUUGAUGAAUGUCCUAUUCAUUCAGUUAAUUGUGUGGAUUACGAGGAUAUUAUUCCAUGUAAAAUUAAAGUUAUAUCAUUAGAUUCUAGGUAUUUAGCCAAAGGAUUUUAUAAUUUAAAUAUGACUCUCGAUGAGAUCAAUUCUUUUUAUGAGACAUUUCCAGAUCCAUCAACUAAUAUUGAAACCACAUAAAAAUUUUCAUUUUUGAACAAUAAAAUAGUAUUAGGAGGUUUGCUGGUAUGGAAUGAUGGAUCAUAUACCAAGACAUGGUCUAUUUUAAAUCCUCAUUAUGGAGUGUAAAUUUAUUUUAGUUUAACUUACGGAGACAGUUAUACUGGAUCUUUUUAUUAUAAGAUAGGUACUACUAGCAGUGCGUUUUCAGGACCUUUUAAUAAUCCUGGAGCAGGAUCAAAUCUAAUUGGUCGAUUUGCUUAAGAAAGCACUCGUUAUUUUUACAUUAAUUUGAACAAUUUUUAUGAUAACAAUUUAUACAUAGAAUUUAAUUGUUAAGCAUCUAUUCAAAAUAUUAAAUAAUGUUUUUGUGCCAUAUCAGACUACUUUAUUGUUGUCAAUUACGUAUUAUUUAAAACAUUAAAUAUUAGUGCCCUCCUUUUUGCUUAGCUUGCACAAGUUCAAGUGGAUGCACCUUAUGGAAGGUAGGUCAUGAUAGUUCAAAUUGCUAAAGUAAUUAAUAUAUCAAUUUUGAUCAAUAAACAUUAACCUAUAGUUGCAAAGAUUGCGAUUAAUUUUGUAUUAAGUGUUUAAGUUCAGAAGAAUGUUAAUAAUGCAUUAGCGAUGAUUUUUAACUAAUUAAUGGAAUUUGUUUGUGUAAGCCAUUCAGUUUUAAACAAGGAAUGCUGUGUUAAUAAUGUAAUAGGUAUUGUGAAAACUGUUUUGGUAUUACAUAAAAUGAUUGUGUUUCAUGUAUUGAGGAAUUUCACAGAAGCAUUCAAUACAAUUAAUGUUUAUGUCAGCCUGGAUUUUACGAUGAUGGUAUUAAUCUACCUUGCCUUCCAAAAUGUGGGGAUAAAAUAGUAGUUGAAGAAGAAGAAUGCGAUGAUGGUAAUAAUGACCCAUUUGAUGGAUGUGAUUAAUGUAAAUUUAAAUGUGAAGAAGAAUGCAAGCUUUGCCAUUUAGGUAAGUGUUAUGAAUGCAAAGAUAAUUAUUAAUUAGUUGAAUCAAUCAAUAAAUGUAAAUCAAUUUGCGGAGAUUUGGUUAUAGUCAAAUAUGAAUAGUGUGAUGAUGGUAAUAAUAAUGCAUUUGAUGGAUGUCAUGAUUGCUAAUUAUAAUGUUACGAUCAUUGUUUUCAAUGUAAUUAAGGUAUUUGCGAAAAGUGUGAUGAAAGUAAUGGCUGGUAUUUAACAGGAGUUAAUUGUGAAUUUGUAUGUGGUGAUGGAAUUGUUGCUAAGGGACAAGAACUGUGUGAUGAUUCAAAUUUGAACCCUUUCGAUUUAUGUAAUAAUUGUGAAUAGGAAUGUUCAUUUUAUUGUAUUGAUUGCUAAAAUGGGGAUUGUCUUAAAUGUGAAAUAGGCUAUUAAUAUGAUUAAUAUACUAGAUAAUGCAUUCAAAUUUGUGGUGAUAAUUUAAUUGUAGAAAAUGAAUAAUGUGAAGAUUAGAUGGUUUCUUAUAUGACAAAAUGUGAAAAUUGUUAAUUUAAAUGUCAUCCCAAUUGUAUUAUAUGUAAAUUUGGUAGCUGUCAAGAAUGUUAAAUUGGGUAUAUGUUAAUCAAUAAUGAAUGUGCAGAAAUUUGUGGAGAUGGAUUAAUUAUUGGGACUGAGAUUUGUGAUACACUAAUAUAAGAUGUCAAUUCUAAUUGCUAUAAUUGUAAUUAUAAUUGUCUAAGUGGUUGUUUGGUUUGUAAUUAGGAUAUAUGUCAAAUUUGUUAAGAUGGAUACUUCUUAGAUUAAUUUAAAUGUAAACCAAUCUGUGGAGACAAAUUAAUUGUUGAUGUGGAAUUGUGUGAUGAUGGCAAUUCAAUACCAUAUGAUGGGUGUCAUAGUUGCAACUUUUCUUGUGAAUUGACUUGCGAAUUAUGUUUAUUUGGUAAAUGCACAUAUAAUGAUCCUACUUUUGAUUGUAUCCCAGAUUGUAAAAUAUGUGAACAACAGAAUCUUUGUUCUGGUUGUGAUGAUAACUUUCAAUUAAUUAAUAACCAAUGUGUUCCUAUAUGUGGAGAUGGUAUUAUUAUUGAAGGACUAGAAGAAUGUGACGAUGGAAAUGAUUUACCAAAUGAUGGAUGCUAUCAGUGUCAAUUUUAAUGCUCAAAUGGUUGUGUCGAUUGUCAAUAAAGUUAAUGUAAGAAAUGUGAUGAUGCAUAAUAUACAUUGGAUAUCUAAACAGCUAAAUGUUUGGAAAAAAUCUAAAAUUAGACUGAUACUAAUGUUGAUCCAUCAAUCUCAGAAUAAUAGCAAUAUACAGCUUUAAGAUGCGGAGAAAACCAAUUACUGGUUGAUAAUAUAUGUGUGAAUUAGUGCGGAAAUGGAAUACUGAUUAAUCAGUAUGAAGAAUGUGAUGAUGGAAACAGUCUUGGAGGUGACGGAUGCUCUUCAUUUUGCAAUAUUGAAAAUUCUUAUAAAUGCGUGAAUUAAGAGGGAUCAUUAAGUUCAUGCACAUUUAUUAGAUCUCCAGAAUUUAUUCUCAAUAUGUUGUCAGAUAAAAUGAAUUCAACUUAGAUAUUCGAACUAACUUUCACUUAAGAAGUUAAAUUAUCGACUGAAAUAAAGUUUGAUGAACUAGUUUUUUUCACAAUAGCUACUUAAACUCAAUAUUUAUUAACCAUCAGUUACAUUUAAAAUAUUUCUAUUCACUUUAGCAAUCCAAAAUAUAAAGUCUCAAUCGAAUUUCUUCAACCCAUAAUAGAUCCUAUUCUGUAAGUUGAAAUAGAGAGAUCUAUAAUAAAGAACUAAUUUGAAUAAGAUCUAUAAAAUUAUUAGAAGUCAAUCCUUCUUGGAACUCCUUUUGUCUUGCCUGAAACUGCAAAAAAAUAAUUGACUUCUAUCGUUUAAAUUAAUGAUGUUAUGAUGUAUUCCAUGGUAAGUGUAUCAAGUUUGGCAUUGCUGACAGGAAAUGCUAUUAUGUUCUUUAAUUUGCUAGAUUUACUAUAGUCCUUAUCUUAUAUCAAGUUUAUGCAAUAUCAGUUCCCACCACAUUUAAAAGAAUUUCUGAAUACUUACACCAAAGUUUCAUUGCAACCCAUUAUGAACUAUUUUCAGGUAGAUUAAUUAUUGGCAAAGUUAAAUGGAGGUACUCUUCCAUAUUAAGCCAGCAAUAAAUCUCAAUAAUAAACCACAGCAAAUACUUUAAAUUAGUUUUAUUUAAUCAAUGCAAAAAGUUGCUAUUUCUCUGUCUUGGCAUCGAUAUUAACUUAUCUAAUAUAUUGUAUUAUAGUGUCUAAAAGUGUGUAAAAAUUCUUAUUUAAAUUUUACAACUAAUAAAAUCCAAACUCUAAAAUUCUAAAAUUUAUUGAUUUUUUUUAACAGAAGAUUCAGAAGAAGUGCUUAAAGUUGAAGUUCGAAUAUUUCUCUUUAGGCAUAUUUAAACUUUACUAAGCAAUUCUACAUUAGCUUAUAUUUAGCACAUUAUUGCAAUUUCCAAACUAUUAAUUUAAUAGUGCUUUUGAAAUUUUCAACAGCAUUAAUGCAAUUGUUGGAUUACUUUUUGUUUGUUUUGUGAAUUUUAAUUUAUUUUCCAUCACUUCUGCUGAAAUAAAAGACUUAAAGAAAUGGAAAUAUUUUUAUUUUGAAUCAAAAACAUCAUUUUGGCAAGUUCAAUGUAAAUCUUUUUAAAUUUACAGAGUAAUUUUUUACAUAAUGAUUAUUGUUCAAUUAAUGAAUUAUCCUGAAGCAUAAUCUAUUUUACUUUCUAUGCUUUCAUUUUUCUAUUUGAUUUACUUAAUCAAAUUUAAACCUUUGUAAUCUCAAUUCGAACUUCACAAAUUAGUUUGUAGAGAGUUUUUAGUGAUGUUAAUAACUGGAUCAUUUCUAAUUUAUAGUUUUGAUUUUAGUUAGGACAGUUAUAUCCUUUUUGGUUGGAUUCAUAUAGGUAUGUUUUGCUCAAUUUUGGCUUCUAACCUAUUCAUAGAUAUAUAUGUGUAAAUCCAUAAAGUCUAUGAUAGUUACUUAAAAAAAAAAAUUAAAGAUCAAAAUGAAUAAGAGAGAAAAUAUUAUUACAAUCAAUUGCAAAGUUUUAUAUUAAAUGAUAGAGAUUUUAACUUGCAAAAGAAGCGUAAUCGAUGA